Molecule: messenger RNA, 840 nt
Organism: Coprinopsis cinerea okayama7#130
Lineage: Eukaryota; Fungi; Basidiomycota; Agaricomycetes; Agaricales; Psathyrellaceae
Exons: 3
Coding region: 1-840 (279 amino acids)
Biological process (GO): endonucleolytic cleavage in 5'-ETS of tricistronic rRNA transcript (SSU-rRNA, 5.8S rRNA, LSU-rRNA); endonucleolytic cleavage to generate mature 5'-end of SSU-rRNA from (SSU-rRNA, 5.8S rRNA, LSU-rRNA); small-subunit processome assembly
Cellular component (GO): nucleolus
Molecular function (GO): RNA binding
Source: RefSeq, a predicted model, not a curated record
AUGAGAUCCACAUCUCCAGAAGAAAAGAGUGAACAGCCAGAAGCUGGAUCGUCAAAACAGCCCGUGGAGGAGGCUGGUACGCAAUCCCGGGAGGAAUUGAGCGGAGAGGAGGAUGGGAACGAGGGGAUGGAUGAGGACUCUGGGCUGGGCUUCGGGAUGGAUCCUGAAGGGUUUGCCGGGGAGAAGGUCGUGAAGCCUCUGACGCCUGAGGCUCUGGCUGCCUUCAAAGCUGCUCAAGAACGUGCCGGCGUCAUCUACAUCUCGCGGAUACCACCUGGAAUGCGUCCAGCCAAGGUCCGCCAUCUCAUGAGUGCAUACGGGGAAGUUGGUCGGGUUUAUCUGCAACAAGAGGAUCCUAAACGAGCUUAUCUGAGGCGUAAAUUCACGUCGACGAAGAAACCUCACUUUACGGAAGGUUGGGUCGAGUUCAAGGACAAGAAGGUUGCACGUAGUGUUGCUGAGAUGCUGAAUGCGCAACCUAUUGGCGGGAAGAAGGGGUCCCGAUGGAGAGAUGACAUCUGGACGAUGAAAUAUCUUCCCAAGUUCAAGUGGAAUAUGCUCACCGAACAAGUUGCCCAUGAAGCCGCCGUACACACCGCCAAACUCCGAGUGGAAUUGUCGCAAUCUCGUGCUGAGCAACAGGAAUAUCUUCGCAAUGUCGAGACUGCUCGGGUGUUGGAGAAGCGGGCGGAAAAGAAGCGGGAAAAGGGGGAGGAAUUCGAGCUCAAGCCUGUUAACGUCAAGAAGCGACCCCGUGGCGAGGCUGCUGGCGGCGAGCAAAAGAAGAAAAAGGCCAAAUCUGAUGUCCCAUUAGAUUCUGUACUGAGCAGUGUAUUCUGA